CGCCGCGCAGCAGGAGUCGCAGAGACUAUUCCAGACUAACCCGUGUGUGUCCUCGACCCUCCAUGUCCACCUGAACCUGUCCGAGUGGACGCGGCGUGGUUUGUUUCUUCCGGAUCGUCUCCCGGUGUCCUCCGGAGCUCAUGACGUCAGCGUGCUAGCCGCGAGGAGACGGACACGAGUUCAGGACUGACUGCGGCUGCGUGAGAGAUAUCUGGGCUGUUUGAAAGCACGAGAGCACGAGGAGCAACUUUCUAGUUUGAAAGAGGAGCACGAGCGCCAACGGAAACUAAUGGACGCUGUUUUCAACCCGGAAGUCCGGUUACAACAAGCAGACGUUCGGCAGAUGACGGUGAUUAAAGAAGAGGUUCUCUCUGAGCGACAGGACUGGAGCUCCAGUCUCAACCAGGAAGACCCAGAGCCACCACACAUUAAAGAUGAACAGGAGGACCCAGAACCUAAACACAUUAAAGAGGAACAGGAAGAACCAGAACCCCUACACAUUAAAGACGAACAGGAGGAACUCUGGAUCAGCCAGGAAGGAGAGCAACUUCAAGAGCUGGAGGAGGCUGGGAUCAAGUUCUCAUUCACUCCUGUGAUGAGUCGAGAUGAUGAAGAGGAAGCUCAGUUCUCAAAUUCCACAAAGACUGACUAUAGAGGGGCAGACCAUUUGAAAACAGAAGCCGAUGGAGAGGAAGUCGGAUCCAGAUCAGAUCCGGAUAGUCCUUUACAACCAACUUCUGAUGAGGCUUCACAAUCCUCUGACUGUGUGACUGAUAACAGUGACGAUUGGCAGGACACUUCACAACCAACUUCUGAUGACACUUCACAAUCCUCUGAAUGUGAGAUGGAUAACAGUGACGAUUGGCAGGACACUUUACAACCAAUGUCUGAUGACACUUCACAAUCCUCUGAAUGUGAGACGGAUGAUACUGACUAUUGGAAGGAGAAUCAGGAAACUCAGUCACAUUUAAACCCUUUGCAAAAUAAUGAAGUACCUGUAAGUGACAUCAACCGUAAAACUGGAAAAACAUCAGUCAGCUCCUCUGAACAUGCUGGAAGCUUUGGCCACAAGAGACUGCCGAAGGGACAUUCUGGAGCUGAAACAGGAGUGAAACCAUUCAGGUGUUCAGUCUGUGGUAAAACAUUCAGAAUAGUGAGCCGUCUAAAAGGACACUUCACUGUCCACACAGGGGAGAAACCGUUCAGUUGUUCAGUUUGUGGUAAAACAUUCAGACUAGCGAGACAAGUAAAAGGACACUCAACUGUCCACACAGGGGAGAAAGAGUUCAGUUGUUCAGUUUGUGGUAAAACAUUUAGACAACCGCAAAAUCUGAAAAGACACUCAACUGUCCACACAGGGGAGAAAGGGUUCAGCUGUUCAGUUUGUGGUAAAACAUUCAGACUAGCAAGACAAGUAAAAGCACACUCAACUGUCCAUACAGGGGAGAAAGGGUUCAGUUGUUCAGUUUGUGGUAAAACAUUCAGAAUAGCGCAAGCUCUGAAAAGACACUCAACUGUCCACACAGGAGAGAAACUUUUCAGUUGUUCAGUUUGUGGUAAAAAAUUCGGACAAGCGCAAGUUCUAAAAGUACACUCAACUGUCCACACAUGGGAGAAAGGGUUCAGUUGUUUAGUUUGUGGUAAGACAUUCAGACAAGCGCAAGCUCUAAAAAGACACUCAACUGUCCACACAUCGGAGAAACUACACAGUUGUUCAGUUUGUGGUAAGAAAUUCAGACAAGCGCAAACUCUGAAAGUACACUCAUUUGUCCACACAGAGGAGAAACCGUUCAGUUGUUCAGUUUGUGGUAAAACAUUCAAACGAGCGGAAAAUCUGAAACAACACUCAACUGUCCACACAAGAAAAACUAAAUAGUCGUUCAGUUUUCUAGAAAAGAUUCUCUCUUCUGUUAAUAUUAAUCUGAUUUAUUGAAGGGACCGUAAUGUCUAGGUUCCGGCAAAGCAUCAGAAGAGACGGCACUUUGCCUGUGAGGAGACAGAGAUAUUGUGUCUGCAGCUCAAGGGCAGCUACACGCCUGACAGUAUUCAACAUUCACACUUGUUAUCAGUAUUUACACAUACCAAGAGGGGCACACGGCCAACAGACAGCCCCCACCCGGGGGUACGAGGGAUGGGAUAUGCACCUGUGACGAGAUCUGGGUAUAAAAGAUGGAAUCUUGAUGUGCUAGAGGAAGGUGUGGUUUUCGGGCCUCGACUUGCAUGUUGAGGAGAGCUCCCCGUGGUUUGUACUUUGCUUUUGAUCAGUGAAUAAACGUCUCCCUAAAGGAGAGAACUAUA
Molecule: messenger RNA, 2298 nt
Organism: Pseudoliparis swirei
Lineage: Eukaryota; Metazoa; Chordata; Actinopteri; Perciformes; Liparidae
Product: gastrula zinc finger protein XlCGF57.1-like
Exons: 2
Coding region: 290-1876 (528 amino acids)
Biological process (GO): regulation of transcription by RNA polymerase II
Cellular component (GO): nucleus
Molecular function (GO): DNA-binding transcription factor activity, RNA polymerase II-specific; RNA polymerase II cis-regulatory region sequence-specific DNA binding
Source: RefSeq, a predicted model, not a curated record